Messenger RNA from Drosophila hydei, 1545 nucleotides. It is a transcript of the gene Bcs1, whose product is annotated as mitochondrial chaperone BCS1. Gene Ontology annotation, molecular function: ATP hydrolysis activity; ATP binding. The transcript is spliced from 2 exons. The record is from RefSeq and is a predicted model, not a curated record. NCBI's taxonomy places the organism in Eukaryota, Metazoa, Arthropoda, Insecta, Diptera, Drosophilidae. Gene Ontology annotation, biological process: mitochondrial respiratory chain complex III assembly; protein insertion into mitochondrial inner membrane from matrix. The coding region runs from base 184 to 1452 and encodes 422 amino acids. Gene Ontology annotation, cellular component: mitochondrial inner membrane.
GAAAAAUAAUCGGCCACUUGCCGAUACUUGUUGUACCAUAAUUGCUAUCAUGAAUUUCUCAUGUGGGAUUGUUGUUACUUAAUCGAGCAUAAAAAGUGAAAGCUUUAUGAACAUGCUUACAUAAUCAGGAUAAUUAACAAUUAUAGGAUAAUAGAAUAAAAUAUUUCGCUCUAACAAGAUAAGAUGACCUGGACGGAAUUAAUAUCGAGUCUUUCCACAAAUCCAUAUUUUGGUGCUGGAUUUGGUUUAUUUGGAGUUGGCGCAAGCGCAGCACUGCUUAGAAAAGGUCUACAAGGAGCAACAAUUUUAUUUCGCCGUCACUUAAUGAUUACAUUAGAAGUACCAUGCAGAGACAAAUCAUAUCAAUGGCUUCUAAAAUGGAUAGCUGUCAGAGGAGCUAAAAAAACACAGCACUUAAGUGUAGAAACAUCUUUUUUACAAAACGAUAAUGGUCAGGUAAAAACAAGUUACGACUUCAUACCUAGCAUUGGGAAGCACUUAUUUCAAUACAAGAAUAAUUGGAUUCAAGUUGAGAGGACAAGAGAGCAACAAACGUUAGAUUUACAUAUGGGCGUGCCCUGGGAGUCUGUAACAUUGACAGCUUUUGGUAACAAUAAAAAAAUAUAUUUUGAUAUCCUAGAAGAAGCCCGUGAACUAGCUUUACAGGCCACAGAGGGAAAAACACUGAUGUAUACAGCAAUGGGUUCUGAGUGGAGACCAUUUGGUCAUCCUAGAAGACGUAGGCCUACAUCUUCUGUGGUGUUGGACCUUGGGAUAUCUGAAAAAAUAAUUUCCGAUUGUAAUGAUUUUAUUCAAAAUUCAUUAUGGUACACACAUCGGGGAAUUCCCUACCGUAGAGGAUAUUUGUUGUAUGGGCCUCCAGGCUGUGGUAAAUCAAGUUUUAUUACUGCCUUAGCGGGAAAGUUGGAAUAUGGAAUAUGCUUGCUUAAUUUAUCGGAAAGGGGACUUACUGAUGACAGAUUAAAUCAUCUUCUAAAUGUUGCACCAGAGCAAACAAUAAUUUUACUUGAAGACAUUGAUGCUGCAUUUGUUUCACGAGAAUCUACAUUGCACCAAAAAUCUGCGUAUGAUGGCUUAAAUAGAAUAACGUUUAGCGGAUUGCUAAACUGCUUAGAUGGUGUAGCAUCUACUGAAGCACGGAUUGUUUUUAUGACGACGAAUUAUAUAGAUCGGUUAGAUCCCGCAUUAAUUCGCCCUGGUCGAAUUGAUUUAAAAGAAUACAUAGGAUAUUGCACUCAAUAUCAGCUUGAAGAAAUGUUCAAAAAAUUUUUUGGUGACAAUGAAAUUUUAAAAUCUGCGGAGUUCGCUCAAAAAGUCAUCGAGUCAUCGCGAUCAGUUAGUCCAGCUCAAAUACAAGGGUUUUUCAUGCAACAUAAAUCUUCUUCGCCACAACAUGUAGUAGACUGUUGUAGUAGCAUUUGGGAAAAUUAGUAAUUAGUAUUGUUUUUAGUAUAUUUUUAUACAUAAAAUUAUUGUUAUUUUAGAAAAAAGUACACUGAUUUACAAGUGGGCAAAGCCGUACGA